AUGAACACGGAAACUGUCGCUGAACGUCGUAGAAAGGUUCUCGUUGGAGAGCUACCACCUCACUUCCUUCGUCUUGCUGUUCCAGUUCAACAAGUUGCUGAGCCAGAGGUUGUCCAACCACGUAUCGUGAGCUUCGUUCCUCCGAACACUCGCGGACGUCUCUCUGUCACUAUUCUCGAGGCGAAUCUUGUCAAGAACUAUGGACUGGUUCGAAUGGACCCAUACUGCCGGUUAGUUGAGAAACAUUUGCAGCUAAAAAAGAGAAAUUGUAGAGUCCGUGUUGGAAACGUUGCCUUCGACACGAAUGUGGCUGCCAAUGCUGGUCGUUCUCCAACCUGGAACCGAACUCUGAAUGCGUACCUUCCAAUGAAUGUGGAGAGUAUCUACAUUCAGAUCUUCGACGAGAAAGCGUUCGGACCAGACGAGGUCAUUGCUUGGGCUCAUAUCAUGCUGCCAUUGCCAAUCUUCAACGGAGAUAAUCUUGAAGACUACUUCCAAUUAUCUGGACAACAAGGAGAAGGAAAAGAGGGAAUGAUCCAUCUUCACUUCGCUUUCGUUCCAAUCGACUUGCCAACUCCUUUGCCGGAAACUCAACAAGUUCAGGAAGAUGCUCCAGCACCGCUUCCAGUGGAAAUCACAGAGGAAGACACCAAGGAGAUCCAGGAGAUGUUCCCGACGGUCGACAAGGAAGUCAUCAAGUGCAUUCUUGAGGAGAGAAGAGGUGAUAAGGAAUCUGCUGUCAGCGCAAUUCUGGAGAUGACUGCGGCCACCGAGAGCACCUAA
This is a messenger RNA of Caenorhabditis briggsae, 783 nucleotides long. RefSeq names its product Protein CBR-TLI-1 (gene Cbr-tli-1). The transcript has 3 exons. Bases 1 to 783 code for a protein of 260 amino acids. Gene Ontology annotation, biological process: ubiquitin-dependent protein catabolic process. The record is from RefSeq and is a predicted model, not a curated record. Gene Ontology annotation, molecular function: ubiquitin conjugating enzyme binding; ubiquitin binding. Lineage: Eukaryota; Metazoa; Nematoda; Chromadorea; Rhabditida; Rhabditidae. Gene Ontology annotation, cellular component: cytoplasm.